Hemicordylus capensis (graceful crag lizard) is the source of this 2399-nucleotide messenger RNA. Its product is annotated as beta-1,4-galactosyltransferase 3-like. The coding region runs from base 452 to 1672 and encodes 406 amino acids. Gene Ontology annotation, biological process: carbohydrate metabolic process. The transcript has 7 exons. NCBI's taxonomy places the organism in Eukaryota, Metazoa, Chordata, Lepidosauria, Squamata, Cordylidae. Gene Ontology annotation, molecular function: glycosyltransferase activity. The record is from RefSeq and is a predicted model, not a curated record.
CAGGGUGGGCGGGCGCGGCUGCCUGUCUCGAUCCUGGCAGACCUAGGGAACCCCGGGGGGGCGGGAGCUCAGCGUGAGAAGCGCCCCUCCCCAUUCAGGGCGCUGGGCGCGGACUUAAGCGCCCACUUAAGCUUCGCCGCAGAACUUCUCCCCUGCCACACAGCCGAGUUCAGGUGUAGAAGAGGGGAAUAUAUGCUGGACUAUAAAGACCCUCCUUAAGGGAGAAACCUCGCUGGAUCCCAGGGGAGCUGCUGCAAGAUCCAGGGAUAAGUGUGUACCUCAUCGAUUGGGGAAACCUCCGUGGGGCUGUAUAGAUAGGACGCAGCCAGUCUCCUUCUUGACCUUCGAUUGAAUAAUGGAAGAAUGGCUAAAGACACACAGAAAGCGGUUAAAAUAAAAAAUUCUUGAUCGAGAAGAAUAUGCAGGUUCCAUAUUAUCAUGAUAAGAACAUAUGGAGCUUUCAGAAGAUGCUAGGUCCCUUGUUCAGCUGCCCAACAAGAACAUUUGCUGUCACUGUUACUUUACUGUACCCAUGACGUUAAAACAUUGGGAUGUCCUAAAGAACAAAAAAAUUAGCAAGGCCAUACACAAGACCUGGCUUUUGGGAGGAAAAAUGUCUCUUUCUCGAGUUGAAAAUCCUUGCUUUCUGCUUUUCUUGUUCAUCUUUCAAGCAGUAUUUAUCUUGAUACUGUACCGAGGUGGAGCUUCAAGUGUGUUGCAACGUUUUUUAGAUGGACCUCUGCCUUUGGACUACUCAAAAACAGAAGAUGUGUAUACAAAUCUCAGCUUGUUUACUCGUGCACCUGAUAAGGGAACCAUGCCCUCCUGCACACUUCGAUCACCAAUAUUUGUUGGACCCUUGACCAUCACCUUUGAUAUGCUACCCAGUGAAAGAACAAUCAUCGACAAAAAUCCUUAUGUCCAAUUAGGUGGCCACUACAGCCCUCCCCAUUGCUUGGCCCGUUACAAAAUUGCUAUCAUCGUACCGCACAGAAAUCGCGAGAAGCACCUGCGUCAUUUUCUCUAUUACGUUCACCCCUUCCUCCAGCGUCAGCAGCUUCACUACUGCAUCUACUUGAUUCAUCAGGCUGGAAGUGGUCCAUUUAACCGAGCAAAGCUCCUUAACAUUGGAGUCCGUGAGGCCAUGAAAGAUAAUGACUGGGACUGCCUGUUUCUGCAUAAUGUAAACCUAAUUCCAGAGAAUGAUUAUAAUCUCUACAUCUGCGAUCAGUACUAUCCCAAACACAUGUCCAGUGCCAUCGACAAGUUGCAGUACAGUUUGCCACAUUGGUCCUUUUUUGGCGGUGUGUCUGCUUUGACCCCAGAGAAUUAUAUGAAGAUGAAUGGGUUUCCAAACACCUACUGGGAUCAUGGUGGUGAAGAUGAUGACAUUGCUGAAAGGAUUCGGUUAGCAGGGCUGAAAAUAGUUCGGACUCCAAUUUUUCUUGGACGUUACAAAAGGAUGGAUUAUGGACAUAUAUCUGACCAAACUGAGAAACUUCAAAGGAUUGUCGUGCACACUAGAAACACAUGGAAGGAUGACGGAAUGAAUUCUCUUGAGUUCAAAGUAUUGGCAAAGAAAAAGUAUCCUCUUUAUACUAACAUUACUGUGGAUAUUGGAGGUGUAUCAAUUCUUCCUCCAGAAGGCAAAAGAAAUGGGAGUAAAGCAUGAAUUUGUGGCGGUAUCUAGCUGUUUGGCACUGCUGGAGCUGUCAUGAAACAAAAGAAUCGUGUGGGGCAGACUUGAAGAUGCAUAUAUUUGCUGUCUCUACUGACAAGGAGGAAAAAAUUUACCAGGAAUGAACACACAUGGGUGUUACUUAAAUUGUUCAAUGAAGCACUUCGGCACUGUAAAGUGCAAUGUCUACUGAACCUUACCCUUUUUCCCGACUACUUGCACAGCUCUUCUUGAAGAGCACACUUUAGAUCAUAUAACCACCUACACUGUGAUGUGGAUAUUUGAGAUUACAGUAUCUGAAUGAAAGAUAAAGUUGAAUACUCUGUUUUAGACACGUUGGCCUAUAUCUAAUGUAAAACUUGCGGGCAGGAACCAUUUCUGUACAUACACAGAGAGGAGGAAUGAUUUAUGGCAAGUCUCCCCUGAGAUUACAGGGACUCAGGAACACAUUGGGAGUGGAGCACAAACUGCUGCUUCAGAAGAGUACUGAAAACCACCUCUCUGCUCCAUUUGUGCACAGAAAUGUUCCCCACACCCAACUCUUAAAUUUGGAUAUAGGCAGUCUCCUUUUAAGAAGACAAUUUCUCUGUUGUAAAUCCAGUUUGCCUACACCAGUGUUUGGGCUUCACGACUGUGUCAAGUGUUAAACUAUAUUUCAGAGUUUUACUUUUGUAAAGUUUAUUUUUCAAUGAAUUUAAAUAAACUCUGUUAAGAGUACUUA